Musa acuminata subsp. malaccensis (wild Malaysian banana) is the source of this 1727-nucleotide messenger RNA. Its product is annotated as basic leucine zipper 6. Gene Ontology annotation, biological process: regulation of DNA-templated transcription. NCBI's taxonomy places the organism in Eukaryota, Viridiplantae, Streptophyta, Magnoliopsida, Zingiberales, Musaceae. Gene Ontology annotation, molecular function: DNA-binding transcription factor activity. The record is from RefSeq and is a predicted model, not a curated record.
UCCUCUCAGCUGUUGCCUUUUGUUUCGCGAUCUCUCCGUCGUAUUGUGGUGUUUUGCUUCGUUUCGUUUUGCUGGCACGGUCGCCAUUUUGGUGUUUUGGUCACAGCUGAUGCGAGUUUAGGGUCACUGUUUCAUUGGCCGUGUUUUGGCCUCGUCCAGUCUUGUCCUUUAGGGUUGUACUUCUUGGAGCUUCGCCUUGUUCUGCAGCGCGUUUCGUUGGCGAUCGCUAGGGUUUUUUAUCUCCACCCUUUGGAAUGGCAAUGGCUGUUAAUGAGUAAAUGGAGAGAUCAGAAGCGUCUUUUUUAUUGAUUUGAACGGAUUUACUUGUUCUUCGGUGUGUUCUUUUGACGAAUAGGAUUGCUGUGUUGGAAUCAAUCACAUUGCUCUGUUUGACUUCUCGUUCUUGAAGAAGAAAAAAACAUGGAGCAAUUUGGAUGGGUGAUUGUUAGGCAAUAGAGGAAAGGAUUUAUGUAGUUUAUCUCACCAUGUCUUGGCCAGCCCCCCUUCCUCCUCGCUGCCCAUUUCAGAGCAAGGGGGUGCCUCGCCGAGCAUCCGAUUCUGCACCUCAAACCCCACAGAACGACACUGGAUCGUAUGCACAGAACCUCAUGGAUGAACCACCAUCAUGGGUAGAUGAUCUCUUGGCAGAACCGGCAAGUGGUCAUAGAGGGAUCUCUCUGCGGAGAUCCUCCAGUGAUCCAGUAUCACUCCUGGAGGUGGCUACAAGUUUCCAAGGCCCAAUAUCUCCGGCCAAUGAGGAAGAUGCUUUGUCUGACAGUCUUCUCCAUGAGUCUCUGGAGGCUGCGGGAGCCAGCGAAGUUGAUGGUGGGUUUGAGGCUGGGAGCUGGGUCUUUGGCCCUAACUCCCCUAGACAAAGGAGCAAAUUGACUGACUCUGAGAGCUCAAUAGUGACUGCGCUGCUGGAAAAUGUUCCUAGCAACCCACUGCAGUAUCUAACUGUGGAUUAUCCAAGCACCUCUGUUACAAGCAAGCCACACGGAAUGGAAGAUGAUUAUACUCCUCUAGCCAAUCCUGAUUCUCACAAGUUACAAAGAAGGCACUCGGGUCAACGAUCUAGGGUUCGUAAACUCCAAUAUAUUGCUGAGCUUGAGAGAACUGUUGACAUGCUUCAGACACUGGGAGCAGAUUUGGCCACUAGAGUUGCUUCUCUGUUUCAGUACCGUCUUGCUUUAUCCAUGGAAAACAAGAAACUAAGGCAGCAGAUUGCCAGUCUUCGACAAGAAAAAAAUAUCAAGGAUGGUCAACAUCAGUCUCUGAAGAAUGAAGCAGAGAGGUUGAGAAUGAUUUGUGGGCGCCACCGGAGAAGCAAAAGUGUGGCUGCAUGUUUUGAGAUGGACCCUUCUGAAUUAGAUCCUUCGCGGAUAAAUUGGCAGAUGUUGGACUUGGGAAAGCUCAAUCUUGGUGGUAGUGUAUUUUUGUGGCAACGAUCCAAGACUACACUUUCUCGGCGUGUGGUGUCAUUUACCUGGAACUGUGAGCAAGGAAAAAUGUUGAACUAUGACGUCAAGGUUUGCACUCUUGCAGAUGUCAUCUCUACAGCUACUAGCCAUGAUCUGAGUAAUUACUAUCUGUUCUCUGAGAUCCAUGCUUUUGCACACAAUGGUAAUUACCACCUAAUAUGUCUGUGAAUGGGUCUAAUUCAGUCCAGCAAUGACUCCCAUCAUAUUUCUAUUCAACAGGUAAAAAUCUCUGCACUGCUUUCUACA